AAAAAUUAAUGAACUUACCCGAUCUUGCAUAAUUUAUAAUUAUCUCGAGAUAUUCUGUUCAAUACACGAGCUAUGAGAACCUAACCUAUUUCUUUCUUUUCUUCACGUUAUCAGAGGUGCGUUUCGUUUCAUGCAUGAUGCAUCAUAUAUCCUCGUUUAAUAUCAUUUAAUAUUAGCUUAACAAUAAAGAUAAAUGAUGCAUUGCACGCAUUAUGCAUGAAACAGCACGCAUCCUAGAUUUUUCUCAUUCUUUUACCAUUCGAGUAUGCCGCUUAGGUAUAUACAGGCACCUGUCAGUCAUCACUGAAGCACGACGUGCGUAAAUACAGACGUCGUCGCAUUUUCUAGCGGAGGACCGAACCAGACCGAUCAUCCGGGCGACCAAAGCCGAUUGAUCAUUCGUAACAGCCAAUCAUUCGUAACAUGGAUGAUUGCAGCGUCGAGCUGGAUCCGGAGACCGAACUUUACUGCACGUUGCACUUAUUCGCCAACGUCAUAAACACCCCGGAGAUACGCGAGAAACUUGUUGCCGGGAAGCUUCGCUGUUGUGUAGCGAAGGCCUCGCUCAUAACCGAUGUUCAUCAGGUAGUGGUGGCCGCCAAUAAAGCCGCCCUCAAUGCCAAGCGAAAUAAACUAAUCACGAGGACCGUAUACACGGAGGUUCUAUUCUGCCUUUCCACAUCGAAGAACAUAUCUCGCUCCCUGGCCGAGUUUGGUAUCAGUGACAGCAACAAAAACAUCCUGGUGAUACUGAUACACAAGCUCGGCGAGGAACAGGCCAUGCUGGAGGAAGUCCUAGGAAGUGUCAAGGGAGAGAGGAUACCGAUCUCGAGGCUGAACGAGUUCACAGACGUAAAUCUGAUUAAAAAGACUUAUAAGAUUGGGGAGGAUGAGCUGCGUGUCUCCAGUCUCGCUGACACUGUCAUCUCGAGGAUCAGUUGCAAGGAGUUUAUAUUAUCGAAGUAAGGAUCGAAAAGAAUGAAAGAUGGGCAGACACCAAAACAUCCUUGAUAUAUAGGUCAAUUACUAUUAACGAUAAAAGAAACUUUAUUUGGAAUAUGAUUUAAGUAAACAGUGGAUAUGUAUAAAUGUUUGAACAG
Messenger RNA from Solenopsis invicta (red fire ant), 1100 nucleotides. RefSeq names its product EKC/KEOPS complex subunit Tprkb. The record is from RefSeq and is a predicted model, not a curated record. Gene Ontology annotation, biological process: telomere maintenance via recombination; tRNA threonylcarbamoyladenosine modification. Bases 424 to 966 code for a protein of 180 amino acids. The transcript is spliced from 2 exons. Gene Ontology annotation, cellular component: EKC/KEOPS complex; cytosol; nucleus. Lineage: Eukaryota; Metazoa; Arthropoda; Insecta; Hymenoptera; Formicidae.